AUGUCGUCGUCUCCAUCUAUUGCUCAAGAAUUUCUCGCAACCAUUACUCCAUAUGUUGAGUAUUGUCAAGAGAAUUAUACCAAAUGGUACUACUUCAUUCCAUUGGUGAUUCUUUCGUUGAAUCUUAUCUCCAUGCUUCAUACAAAGUAUUUGGAACGUAAAUUUAAGGCUAAACCGCUUGCUGUCUAUGUUCAAGAUUAUACCUUUGGUCUUAUUACUCCACUUGUUUUGAUCUACUACAAGUCUAAAGGUACCGUGAUGCAAUUUGCCUGUGAUUUAUGGGACAAGAAACUCAUUGUCAGUGAUCCAAAGGCAAAGACUAUUGGUCUUAAGAUUUUAGGUAUUCCAUUGAUUGAAACUAAAGACCCAGAGAAUGUCAAGGCUAUUUUAGCCACCCAGUUUAAUGAUUUUUCUUUGGGAACUAGACAUGAUUUCUUGUAUUCAUUGUUAGGAGAUGGUAUUUUCACUUUAGAUGGUGCUGGCUGGAAACACAGCAGAACCAUGUUGAGACCACAAUUCGCUAGAGAGCAAGUUUCGCAUGUAAAGUUGUUGGAACCCCAUAUGCAAGUUUUAUUUAAACACAUUAGAAAACAUCAUGGCCAAACUUUUGAUAUCCAAGAAUUGUUUUUCAGAUUAACUGUUGAUUCGGCUACUGAGUUUUUGUUUGGUGAAUCUGCUGAAUCUUUAAGAGACGAGUCUGUCGGUUUAACUCCAACAACCAAAGAUUUUGAUGGUAGAAAUGAGUUUGCCGAUGCGUUCAACUAUUCUCAAACUUACCAAGCGUACAGAUUCUUGUUGCAACAAAUGUAUUGGAUUUUGAAUGGUUCUGAAUUUAGAAAAUCUAUUGCUAUUGUCCACAAGUUUGCUGACCACUAUGUUCAAAAGGCAUUGGAAUUAACUGAUGAAGAUUUGGAAAAGAAAGAAGGCUAUGUAUUUUUAUUCGAGUUAGCCAAACAAACCAGAGAUCCAAAGGUUUUGAGAGAUCAAUUGUUAAAUAUCUUGGUUGCUGGUAGAGAUACCACAGCUGGCUUGUUGUCGUUUCUUUUCUUUGAAUUGUCUAGAAACCCAGAAAUAUUUGCAAAAUUGAGAGAAGAAAUCGAAAACAAGUUUGGUCUUGGACAAGAUGCUCGUGUUGAAGAGAUUUCUUUUGAAACAUUGAAAUCUUGUGAAUACUUGAAGGCUGUUAUCAAUGAAACUUUGAGAAUUUAUCCUUCCGUCCCACAUAAUUUUAGAGUUGCUACUAGAAACACAACUUUACCAAGAGGUGGUGGUGAAGGUGGUUUAUCCCCAAUUGCUAUUAAGAAGGGCCAAGUUGUUAUGUACACGAUUCUUGCUACUCACAGAGAUAAAGACAUUUAUGGUGAAGAUGCUUAUGUUUUCAGGCCAGAAAGAUGGUUUGAACCUGAAACCAGAAAAUUGGGCUGGGCAUAUGUUCCAUUCAAUGGCGGUCCAAGAAUUUGUUUGGGUCAACAGUUUGCUUUAACUGAAGCAUCAUAUGUCACUGUUAGAUUGCUUCAAGAAUUUGGUAACUUGAAACAAGAUCCAAAUACUGAAUAUCCACCAAAAUUACAAAACACAUUGACUUUGUCUCUUUUUGAAGGUGCUGAAGUACAAAUGUAUUAA
Messenger RNA from Candida tropicalis MYA-3404, 1623 nucleotides. RefSeq lists its product as uncharacterized. The coding region runs from base 1 to 1623 and encodes 540 amino acids. The record is from RefSeq and is a predicted model, not a curated record. Lineage: Eukaryota; Fungi; Ascomycota; Pichiomycetes; Serinales; Debaryomycetaceae. The transcript has a single exon. Gene Ontology annotation, molecular function: iron ion binding; heme binding; oxidoreductase activity, acting on paired donors, with incorporation or reduction of molecular oxygen, reduced flavin or flavoprotein as one donor, and incorporation of one atom of oxygen.